CAAAUCCUCUGCUUUCCGUAUCUCCAAGAGAAAAACAUCGGGAACGUACGUACCCUCUUCGGUCCCCACCCGCGUCGAACCAUGGAGUCCUCCAUUUAUCUGCGCGCCGCGAAAAUCAUCGGUGUCACUGGAGCGGCGUGGCUAGGAGGCAACAUCGCCGCCCUCUCCUUGAUGGCCACGCCUGCUCUGCGCCGUUCCACCGCCGAGGACGGCGUGUCGGCCAGCGCCGUGUCGCGGCAAUGGCGCUACAUCUACGAGGCCGGGAAGGCCCAGAACCCGCCCAUCGCCGUCAUCACGGCCGCGGCGUAUCUCUAUCUCGCGUGGUCGGCCCGGCGGGUGGUCGCGUCACUGGGUCCACUGUCCCUGUACUACGGCUCGGCGGCGGUGCUGACGCUGGGGAUCGUGCCCUUCACCCUCAUCGCCAUGUCCGCGACGAACAACAAGCUGAUUCGACACUCGGACGCGGCGUCGAAGGGUCCAAGCACCCCCUUGCAGCCGCCGGGCGACGAGGAGGUCGAGGGCCUCAUCGCAAAGUGGACCACUUUGAACGGCAUCCGGAGUCUGUUGCCGUUGGCGGGAGGGGUGUUGGGCGCCGUUGCGAUGCUGGCGUGAUGGAUGGGGAGCAACAUGAUUGCAGCAGCAUACUCUUGAAUUCAAUGUACUCUAUGGCUCAUGACUCUUCUCCGAUCAUUGAACGCUAGCCGCUGUCCCAUUUUUAAUGGCAAGAUAUCGCUCGCUUGUGUCGUCAAUCCUCCGCUUUCGGUGUUUGAGUCUACACAUCUCUGAAAAAAGUGGACAUUAUCUCGUGUUUGAGCGACGAAUUCUCUCGA
Cladophialophora immunda is the source of this 830-nucleotide messenger RNA. RefSeq lists its product as uncharacterized. The record is from RefSeq and is a predicted model, not a curated record. The transcript is spliced from 2 exons. NCBI's taxonomy places the organism in Eukaryota, Fungi, Ascomycota, Eurotiomycetes, Chaetothyriales, Herpotrichiellaceae. The coding region runs from base 82 to 612 and encodes 176 amino acids.